Messenger RNA from Cyphellophora europaea CBS 101466, 1116 nucleotides. RefSeq lists its product as uncharacterized. Gene Ontology annotation, molecular function: hydrolase activity, acting on carbon-nitrogen (but not peptide) bonds, in linear amides. Bases 1 to 1116 code for a protein of 371 amino acids. NCBI's taxonomy places the organism in Eukaryota, Fungi, Ascomycota, Eurotiomycetes, Chaetothyriales, Cyphellophoraceae. The record is from RefSeq and is a predicted model, not a curated record. The transcript has a single exon.
AUGGAGCCGAUCACAAACAUCACCAACGGCACCAAUGGUGCGGGCCCUUCCCGCAAGAUCGUGGUCGCCGGUGCACAACUUGGGCCGAUAGACGUGCCUACUGCGCGAUCUGAAGUCAUUGCUCGCAUUUUCAAGCUCAUGGACGAAGCGAAGACGAAAGGCGUCAAGCUAUUUGUGCUGCCAGAGAUCGCAUUGGUCACCUUUUUUCCCCGUCAUCUUAUCACUAACCCUGAGGAAUUGGAGAAGUAUUUUGAGCGCGAGGUAGACGGCGAUCCAGCCAAGGCACAUAACAUGAAGCCCGUCUUUGAUAAAGCUCGGGAGUAUGGCAUGGAUUUGAGCAUCGGCUACGCCGAAUGUGCUGAUGCCUCUGGCGACAAGCACGAGCACUACAACACCAACGUUUACUACUCGGCCGCUGCGGACAAGGUCAUUGCCAAGUACCGCAAAGUCCACUUACCCGGGACCGUUGAGCCAUAUGAAAGACCCGAUGCGACCAACCAGCUGGAGAAGAGGUACUUCAAGCCCGGAAACCUGGGGUUCAAGGCGUUUAGAGCACCGGGACUCGUUGAGAGUCCGCUCACCAAAGCCUCGGGAAAGGCUGCCAAUGACAAGGAAACACUGGGACGGGGAGAUCCGAUCAUGGGAAUGAUGAUUUGCAAUGACCGUCGAUGGCCUGAAGCAUGGCGACCAUAUGGUCUGCAAGGUGUCGAGAUGGUGCUCUGUGGAUACAACACCACCGGCUGGGCGCCGGAGCUCUUGGGCACCAACCCCAAGAUCAAGACCAAAGAAAUGGCGAAGAACGAAGCGCUGUUCCACAACAAACUAUCCGUUCAGCAUGGAAGCUACUCCAACGCAUGCUGGAGCAUCAAUGUCGCCAAGUGUGGCAUGGAGGAUGGGAAGUAUCCGCUCAUUGGCGGCAGCUGCAUUGUGGACCCCGACGGCGAAGUGGUGAUUGAGGCGAAGACCGAGGGCGACGAGCUUCUGGUAUGGGAGUGCGACUUGGAUUUCUGCAAACGGGGUAAAGGAAAGGUGUUUGCGUUUGAGAGGCACCGCCGACCUGAACACUAUGGCAUUAUGGUAGAACAGACGGGAGUGAAGGAGCCAGACUUUCUGUAG